AUGCCUAAUAUCAAAAAUGAUAGCAUUCUAUUUACCGACGGACUCCCUUCAUAUCCGUCUGUUGCAAAAAAUUUAAAUUUUAGGCACAAAAUAGUUAAUCAUUCUGAAGGUUUUGGGUUAGAAGAUGGCAUCUAUACAAAUAACAUAGAAGGGUUUUUUGGCCAUGUGAAAAGUACUAUGAGGAAAGAAAAUGGCGUUUUUCGUGACCAUAUCGACGCCUGGUUAAGUAAGUAUACAUUUAAGCGAAGGUAUACUUUAGGUAAAAGCAAUGAAGAAUCUUCUGAAGUAUAUAUUGAUAUUUUGAAGAAUUAUUUCUAUAAAAAUUAUUAA
This is a messenger RNA of Vairimorpha ceranae, 330 nucleotides long. RefSeq lists its product as hypothetical. The record is from RefSeq and is a predicted model, not a curated record. Lineage: Eukaryota; Fungi; Microsporidia; Nosematidae. The transcript has a single exon. The coding region runs from base 1 to 330 and encodes 109 amino acids.